Molecule: messenger RNA, 2179 nt
Organism: Pangasianodon hypophthalmus (striped catfish)
Lineage: Eukaryota; Metazoa; Chordata; Actinopteri; Siluriformes; Pangasiidae
Gene: ptx3a
Product: pentraxin 3, long a
Exons: 3
Coding region: 232-1545 (437 amino acids)
Biological process (GO): innate immune response
Molecular function (GO): complement component C1q complex binding
Source: RefSeq, a predicted model, not a curated record
UCUCUCCAGCUCACUUUCCAUUCAGCUUCAGCUCACACACACCCACACACCAGAGCGCUGCCAAAAGAUUGCUCAGCAUUUCACAGAGACAGAGAGAAAGAGAGAGAGAGAAAGAGAGAGUCUGAGUCAGAGCAUACUUCAAACUUAAACCACACUCAGCCCAGACACACUGUAGCUUACACACACACACACACACACAGACACGCGGUCAUACUCUUGCAGCCGGGCAGCAUGUCAGUGAUGAGGAUUGUCCAGGUGGUGUGUAUGGUGGCUUUGGCGAGCGUGGUGAAGCCUCAGGUUUACGAUGAUGCCAUCGAGGUCAACUACGCCGAUUCGUAUUACAACGAGAUCAGCGAAGGAGAGCAGAGCGAAGUGGACGCCCCCACUGACACUCCGGCCAUUCCCUGCACGGCCCCUGAGUUCAACAAGUGGGACAAGCUCUUCACCAUGCUGGAGAACUCGCAGAUGAAGGAGAACAUGCUGCUGCAGUACUCGGACGACAUCGUGAAGGUGGGCCUGCAGUCUCUGCGUGCCGAGAUACUGGAGAUCAUAGCUCAGAACAGCGGCUCUUGCAUGGCUGCUGUGGAGACCUCAGCACGUCGGGCCGGAGCACACACCGAGGAGAAACUUCUGCAGGCCCUGGAGCAGCUGCAUGACUCCGCGGCACAACAGCAAGCACAGCAUGACGCAGCACUGCAGCAGAUCCUGGAGGCCACACAGGAACAGGUGACACAGCUCGAUAAGGUGGAGAAAAACUGCAUACAUGACCGGGUCAAGAGUUUCCAGACAAGAGAUCUGGAAAAGGAAGACAGAGGACAACUGCAGGCCAUCUCUGCUGAGCUGCAAAGCCUACAAGAGAAGCUGGACUUCUACACAAGAGCCACAGCUGGACAAAUACUGCCCGCAGGGUGUGACAUGGUCCUCUUCUUCCCUAUGCGCUCUCCAAAAAUUCACGCCGAGGUAAUUCCCCAGCGCUCCAUGAAGAUCCGUGCCUUCACCAUAUGCCUGUGGAUUAAACCAACCCAAAUGCUUAACAAGACCGUCCUGUUUUCUUAUGGCACCGUGACCAACCCACUGGAGUUGCAGCUGCUGCUCAGUGGGCGUAGUGCCCUCUUCACGGUAGGAGGUGAAGCACAUUUAGUGGAGGCACGCGGUGCUGCAACCGAGGGAUCGUGGGCACAUUUGUGUGGGACCUGGAGCUCAGAACAGGGCCUGGCAUCGCUGUGGGUAGACGGCCACAGAGCAGCGAGUUCUCCUGGUGUAGCCGAGGGGCAUGAGAUUCCUGCCGACGGUGUCACCAUCCUGGGCCAGGAGUACACUGGUGAGGGUCUGGCCAAGAGAUUGGGCUUCCAGGAGACGUUCAAUGCUGAUGAGGCCUUCACGGGGAAGCUGACUGGCGUGAACGCGUGGGACCGCGUCCUAGAGGAGGAUGAGAUUUCCGAGCAGGCGCGGGAGGAUGGGCGGAGCUGCGGUUCCCGUGGCAACCUGGUAGCCUGGGGCGUGUCUCAGAUCGUGGAGAGAGGAGGCGUCAAACUCAUCUACUAGCUGCUCGAGAAAAAAAACCUGCACGAAAACUUCAAACACAUGAGUAGCCCGCUGUACUACAACUACUACACUAUCACUAUCACAUCCUGUUUAGAUCAAUGAAACCUACCCGCUUGUGGGGCAACUGUCUUCCAUUUACACAUUCCCUGACAUUACAGAGUCUUGGGAACGGAGAAAACUAUGAGAACCACAAGAACCAAAGAGCAAGGGAAAGAGUAUUUGUAAUGCCAAGUUUAAGAGAAAAUAGGGACAAUGUUCUCAUUUCAUCAAUCCCAACCCGAAGACAGCCUGUGUAUUCUUAUUGCAUUUAUCAGAAUGUUUACAUUCAGCUAACAAACUUUUUGUCCCAUAAUCUUUUGAAACUACUUUUUUUAAAUGAAGUAACUUGUUUUUCCUUUGUUGGUCUUUGUUUAACACAAAGAUGUUCGCUACAUUUUGGUAAAGGAACUGUGUAAAAUGUUUACAGAGUCUCUUGGGACUUUACCUUCGUUCUGUUAAUGUGAGGAAAUGUACUAUACUGUAUUUUUGUUAAGAGGAUGAAAUGAACCUAUAUUGUAUAUAGAUCUUUUUUUUUGUCUAUUACUGAAGGAGUGAAAUGGUGGAGUUUAAUAAAGAAAAUGGUUAAAUAUAGUAA